Molecule: messenger RNA, 1845 nt
Organism: Aspergillus tubingensis
Lineage: Eukaryota; Fungi; Ascomycota; Eurotiomycetes; Eurotiales; Aspergillaceae
Product: purple acid phosphatase family protein
Exons: 4
Coding region: 1-1845 (614 amino acids)
Molecular function (GO): metal ion binding; protein binding; acid phosphatase activity
Source: RefSeq, a predicted model, not a curated record
AUGAAGGGAACUGCUGCUUCUGCCCUGCUUGUCGCUCUCUCCGCGACGGCCGCCCAGGCCCGUCCGGUGGUCGACGAGCGUUUCCCCUACACUGGACCUGCCGUCCCGAUCGGCGACUGGGUCGAUCCCACCAUCAAUGGCAAUGGCAAAGGUUUCCCUCGUCUGGUUGAACCCCCGGCCGUCAAGCCGGCCACCGCCAAUCCCAGGAACAACGUCAAUGUGAUUUCCCUGUCCUACAUCCCCAAGGGCAUGCACAUUCACUACCAGACCCCCUUUGGUCUGGGCCAGCUGCCUGCUGUUCGCUGGGGUAAGGACCCUCGCAACUUGAACAGUACUGCGCAGGGCUACUCCCACACAUACGACCGCACUCCCUCCUGCUCACAAGUCAAGGCAGUCACCCAGUGCAGUCAAUUCUUUCACGAGGUUAGCAUUGACGGUCUGGAGCCCGACACCACCUACUAUUACCAGAUUCCCGCCGCCAAUGGCACCACCCAAUCGGAUGUCCUCAGCUUCAAGACUAGCCGUCCUGCAGGUCACCCGGGCUCGUUCAGCGUCGCUGUGUUGAAUGAUAUGGGAUACACCAAUGCUCAUGGCACACACAAGCAGCUGGUCAAGGCUGCCACUGAAGGAACUGCGUUCGCCUGGCACGGAGGUGACCUCAGUUACGCCGAUGACUGGUACUCUGGCAUCCUAGCUUGCGCCGACGACUGGCCGGUCUGCUACAACGGCACCAGCUCAACUCUUCCCGGUGGUGGACCUCUUCCAGAGGAGUACAAGAAGCCCUUGCCAGCGGGCGAAAUCCCCGACCAAGGUGGCCCGCAAGGUGGUGAUAUGAGCGUGCUGUAUGAGUCUAACUGGGAUCUCUGGCAACAGUGGCUCAACAACGUCACUCUGAAGAUUCCUUACAUGGUCUUGCCUGGUAACCACGAAGCCUCGUGCGCCGAGUUUGACGGUCCUCACAACAUCCUCACUGCUUACCUGAACGACGACAUUGCCAACGGCACUGCUCCCACUGAUAACCUAACCUACUACAGCUGCCCGCCUUCCCAGAGAAAUUUCACCGCUUACCAGCACCGCUUCCGCAUGCCCGGUCCCGAGACCCGCGGUGUCGGCAACUUCUGGUACUCUUUCGACUACGGUCUUGCUCACUUCGUCUCCAUCGAUGGUGAGACCGACUUCGCCAACAGCCCUGAGUGGAACUUUGCCGAGGAUGUGACCGGCAACGAGACCCUGCCCAGCGAAAGCGAGACCUUCAUCACCGACAGUGGUCCGUUCGGUAACGUCAAUGGUAGUGUCCACGAGACCAAGUCCUACGAGCAGUGGCACUGGCUGCAGCAGGACCUGGCCAAGGUUGACCGCAACAAGACCCCAUGGGUGAUAGUCAUGAGCCACCGUCCUAUGUACAGUUCUGCCUACUCCUCGUACCAGCUGCACGUGCGCGAGGCGUUCGAGGGUCUGCUCCUCAAGUAUGGAGUUGAUGCCUACCUUUCUGGUCACAUCCAUUGGUACGAGCGUCUCUAUCCUCUGGGAGCCAACGGCACCAUCGAUACCGCCGCCAUCGUCAACAACAACACGUACUAUGCCCACAACGGCAAGUCCAUCACCCAUAUCAUCAACGGCAUGGCCGGCAACAUCGAGAGUCACAGCGAAUUCAGCGACGGCGAGGGUCUGACCAACAUCACCGCCCUGCUGGACAAGGUCCAUUACGGCUUCAGCAAGCUGACUAUCUUCAACGAGACUGCUCUCAAGUGGGAGUUGAUCCGUGGCGAUGAUGGCACUGUUGGUGACUCGCUGACCCUUCUGAAGCCGUCCCAUGUUGCCGGUGGUAAGAAGUUCCACGCUUGA